GAGAAAAAACCUAAUUUUAAUGAAAUCCAAAACAAAGCACCAAUGUCGGAGCAUCUUCCUCCUCCUCCUCCAAGGAGGACUUCUUCCGGAUUUGGUGAUCCCGCAUUGGUAUUCCCUGAGUUUGCUUCAAAGAACCGCGCCCUCGAGAAAGUUCAAGAAGAAGAAGGAGAAGGAGAAGAUAGCAGCUACGGCGGGAAAGGCUCUUUUGACCUGAGCUCCAGGUUCUCAAGCCCUUCCGUCUCUAGAAACGGGUUCGAAACACCCAAGAAGACAUCAUCUCUGAAGCUGCCUGGAUUCAGAGAGGAAGAAGAGACAGACCGGAGUACAAACUCGGGUUCCUUUGUGGACCGUGAGGAUGAGAAGAGAAAGUGCCCUGGAUGUUUCAGAAAAUGCUGUGCAUGCACGUGCAUGUUUCUUUCCAUCGUUCUUAUAGUCGUAUUGCUGACAGGACUGUCUCUUAACUCUUCGGUGAAAUCUAGUCUGCCUCAGGUUUCUGUCACAUACCUCAGGUUCUCGAGAUUGGACUUUGCUAAUUCGACAGCAGAUCUUCUGUUGAAUGCGAACUUGAAGACGGUUCUUGAGCUGUCUAACAAGAACGACAAGUCGGUGUUGUAUUACGGCCCCAUGAGAGCUGCUGUCUCGUCUGAGAACAUAAAACUCGGAGAGAAGAGACUUGUCGGAUUCACGCAAAGCCCUGGAAACGUUACGUAUUUGAGUGUUCCCACCAGACUUAGAAAGUCCAAGGUAUAUGAUGUUGAUGCUACGUUGCUGAGAAACAAAGAGAAGAAGCUUGAAGCUGUGGUUUAUGUGCGUUUGAGUGGGAAAUUGGGUUUUGAUUGGUUGGGGUUUAGGAUUCGUUUACCAACUGUUAUUGCUUGUGAAGAUGUGAAACAGAGUGAUGUGAUCAAUGGACUCAAGCCCACGUGUGAUGUUAGAAUCUUUUCUCAGUGAAAAUCGAUUAAUACAUAAGUCCCAAUGUUCUUUUU
Messenger RNA from Raphanus sativus (radish), 986 nucleotides. RefSeq lists its product as uncharacterized. The record is from RefSeq and is a predicted model, not a curated record. Lineage: Eukaryota; Viridiplantae; Streptophyta; Magnoliopsida; Brassicales; Brassicaceae. Gene Ontology annotation, cellular component: plasma membrane. The coding region runs from base 43 to 951 and encodes 302 amino acids. The transcript has a single exon.